This is a messenger RNA of Hippoglossus stenolepis (Pacific halibut), 3158 nucleotides long. It is a transcript of the gene cog1, whose product is annotated as component of oligomeric golgi complex 1. The transcript has 15 exons. The record is from RefSeq and is a predicted model, not a curated record. Gene Ontology annotation, biological process: intra-Golgi vesicle-mediated transport. Bases 92 to 3070 code for a protein of 992 amino acids. Gene Ontology annotation, cellular component: Golgi apparatus; COG complex. Lineage: Eukaryota; Metazoa; Chordata; Actinopteri; Pleuronectiformes; Pleuronectidae.
CGUGGAAGCAGGAAGGGAACUUCCUCUCGGUCUUCCGGGUUGUUGGAGUCCCUGCAGCGGCUCUUGUUGUUGUUGUUGCGGCGGCGGAGCGAUGUCCGAGGAUCCUGCGCUGUCCCUCCGGGUGUCGGAGAUCACACACCCGGCGGGUCUGUUCGAGCGCUACAACACCGAGGAGAUCCGCCGCAUCGAGCGCAAGGUCCGCGGGGAGAUCGAGCAGAAGAAGGAGGAGCUGAGGCAGAUGGUCGGGGAGCGCUACCGGGACCUGAUCGACGCCGCCGACACCAUCGGAGAGAUGAGGGAGUGCUCGGAGAGCGUGGUCCGGUCCGUCCAGGACAUGCACCGGUACUGCCACAGCCUGAAGCAAGGCACCGCCGAUGUGAGCAGCUGCAGACAGGAGAGCCAGAAGCAGUGGCUGUGGCAGGAGAAGUUCUACAUCAUGUCCUCCCAGAUAAAGCUCCUCUUGGAGAUCCCAGAGCGCAUCUGGAGCGCCAUGGAGGCGUCCCAGUACCUCCAGGCCACUCAGCUCUACCUGCUGUGUUGCCACCUGCACAGCCUGCUGCAGCUGGAGACUGCGACAGCGGGCCACUACAGCCCUGUCCUGGCCCGCUUCCCCAUUCUGGUGCGGCAGGUGGCCACCACCGGACACUUCAGGUCCACCAUUCUGCUGGACAGCAGGUCUCUGCUGCGGGGCCGGGUGGUGUCCGACCAAGCGAUCGCUGAGGCCCUGGUGUCUACCAUGCUGCUGGAGGACAGCUCACCACGCCAGGCCCUGGCGGACUUCUUGCUGGCCCGGAAAGCCUCUAUCCAUCAACUGCUCAACCAACCGCAGCAUGGUGCGGGGAUCAAGGCCCAGGUGUGCAGCUUGGUGGAGCUGCUGGUCACCACUCUGUUCCAGGCCUACGCCGUCUUCUACCUGCCCCCAGAGGGAAACCCCAGGCCAGGGGACGGAGCCCUGAGCUGUGGCAUGCUCUUCUCUAUCCUGGAGAACGUUACCUCAACCAGCCCUGCAGCUAAAGUCAGGAAGGUGCUGCAGGAAGAGACCAGUACUGGCAGCUGGUUCAAGUACCUGCCUCCCUCCAUCACUGAUUUCCAGCCCGCCCUCCGCACCCUGGCCCAGCCAAUCCAGAGAGAGCAGCUCCGGGACACACUGCAGCAGUGGAUCAAUACGUGUAAGGAGGACAUUUGCCAUGGCGUUGGCAGCCUACUUGUCUAUGUCAAGAGCCUGAAGGGGCUGGCGGCCAUCAGAGACGCUGUGUGGGACCUCCUGUCCACCGAAUCAAUCAGUCAGCACUGGAGCACUGUGUGCCAGCGGCUUCUGGAGCGCCCCCUGGCUGUCUGGGAGGACUUCCUCCAACUGCUCUUCCUUCAGCGCCUGCAGGCCAUCACCAAAGAAGAAACUGAGGCCAUCUCAACGAGUUCUGUCCAGCUCCUUACCUCAGCUGUGAGGGACCUGGAGGGCCAGACCACCCAAACCUCUGUGGGCACCAACCCUGGCUCUGUCCGCCGGGCACAGUAUGAGGUAGACGUGGCAUCCUUCCUGUGGUCAGAGUCUCCAGGGGACCUGCUGAGUGAUGCAGGUUGGAUCAAUGUGACCCAGCGGGGGCAGCAGCAUCAGAGGAGUGGCCUGGCCAUGAAGACCCAGGCCCUGACACCUUGUGUUCAGAACUUCUGCUCUUCCAUGGAUGCAAAGCUGAAGGCCAGGCUGGAUGACCUCCAGCACUACCUUCCCUCCCAGGAUACAGGGUCUGACUCCAUCUCAGUCACUGUCUCCUCCUCUGGACCUACUGAGGCCUCUUCAGCAUCUUCAUUUAACCGCUUCAUGGACUCGCCGGCAGUGGAGGAGGCUUUACGUGAAGGCUCCCUGGCCUGUGUUCGCCACAUCCUGUCCUCCAUCCACUCUGAACUGGCUGCAGUCUCACCUGACCCCAGCCCCACCCGCCUCAGUUCAGUCCUUUUCAUGGCCAGGCUAUGCCAGUCCAUGGGUGAGCUCUGCCCUAACCUGAAGCAUUGCAUUCUGGGGAAACAGAGCGGUGCCGAAACCGCGGCCAAGGGGACCCCCAGGCAGGCGAAGAAGCUGGGCAGAGCCAGAUCCGCCACAGAGGUCAGCCCCGCCCAGGCCAAGUGGGCAGGUCUGAAGGAAGAGCUUCUCAACUGCAGCAUGGAGGCCUACCGCAUCUGGAGCUCCGCCCUCGCCAAGGUGUUGCUGGGUAAGUUUGGCACAGUGCUGCAUGCACAGUCUGCUGGUGCCAUCCUGACAACAGCCACAAACUGGGAGGACCUGGAGAUCCAAGAAGAGGCCGAGUCGGGGAGCAGUGUCACGUCCAAAAUCCGUCUUCCAGUGCAGCCAUCUUGGUUUGUCCAGUCGCUGCUGUUCCAGCUGUGUGUGGAGGUGAACAGGGUGGGGGGUCAUGCCCUGCCCCGGCCCACGCUGCAGGAGCUGCUGCAGGCCUGUCUGAAUGAAGUCCUUGGUCACUACCACAACCUCUCACAGCAGGCCCGCACCACGGAGGGUGUAUUGCCCAUGACUCAGAACAGAGCCUUGCAGCUGUUAUUUGACCUUCAUUACCUCAACACCACACUGGGCAGCAGGCUGGAGGAGAGCAAGAGCCCCCGAUCACAUCAAGACCCCAGAUUUCACGAGGUCUGCGAUUGGCUGGAGAGCUUCAUCGACCCCUUUGACCUGGACGUGUUCACACCUCCGCUGAACGCCAACCUGAACCGCCUGUCGCAGAGGACAUCGGUGCUGCUGGGGCUGUUGACGGGCUCAGAGAAGCAGUUUUCCUCACGGAGCAGCGGCGUCAACUCCCAGGAGCCGUACAACAUCCUGCCACUGGCCAGCAGCCAGAUCAGGUUCGGACUGCUGCCCCUCAGCAUGUCCAAUGUGCGCAAAUCCAUGUUUGUCUCCAGGAAUUCUGACGCUCCAAAGAAGCUGGCUCCUCCAUCCUCCACAGUGGACAGCAAUGACAGCUUCAGGCCGGGCAGUCUCUUCAGACAGCUCGCUGAUCAGGACGAAGACACAGCCGCUCCCUCUUUAUUCAAACUCAGCUGGCUGUCUGGCAUGGCCAAAUAACCCCACAUCACUCGAGACUCUUUAGUUGCCAGAGGCUUUGUAAACAUAAAUAUGUAUAAUAAAUAUAAUUUUUGUCUUUUGAAACUUA